AUGGAAAAAGAGGAGGAUCACGAAGAACCCUGUGGUCUCAAUCACAGAUCAUUUUGCCUGAAUGGGGGAAUUUGUUAUGUGAUACCUACUAUUCCCAGCCCGUUUUGUAGAUGCAUUGAAAACUAUACAGGAGCUCGUUGUGAAGAGGUUUUUCUCCCAAGUUCCAGCAUCCAAACUAAAAGUGACCUGUCUGUGAUUUUUGUGGUAUUGGCUGUCCUAGGAACACUUAUCAUCGGAGCCUUCUACUUCCUUUGCAGGAAGAGCCACCUUCAGAGGGCCAGUUCAGCCCCGUAUGAUAUCAGCCUGGUAGAGACAAGCAACACCAGUGCCCAAGACAUUACACUGAAAAAGAAAAGAAGACCAACAGUGUUUUUCAGGAAGUGUGAAAAUAAGUCUUGGAAUAUUCUGGAAUGGUCAAUGUUCUACCGCCGAAGGUUUGGGACUGGAACAGAAUUGAAGCAGAGGAGCAAGACUAGUGGAACGGACCAGCCAGUCUCUGGAUCGUGUCUUCAAGACUGGCUGUGCACAUCACCCUUGCCACACAGCCCAGUGCAGGCACUGUGA
Molecule: messenger RNA, 564 nt
Organism: Loxodonta africana (African savanna elephant)
Lineage: Eukaryota; Metazoa; Chordata; Mammalia; Proboscidea; Elephantidae
Gene: NRG4
Product: neuregulin 4
Exons: 5
Coding region: 1-564 (187 amino acids)
Biological process (GO): positive regulation of cell population proliferation; positive regulation of mitotic nuclear division; epidermal growth factor receptor signaling pathway
Molecular function (GO): epidermal growth factor receptor binding; growth factor activity
Source: RefSeq, a predicted model, not a curated record